AUGCACGACUGGCAAAGCUCUGAAGAGAUUAUUCGAGAUACCUUCUAUCUCUCGAAGACGUUACAUAUCUGCAUAGGAGCGUCUAUCUGGGAAUAUGUUUCUACAUUCGAUUACGAAUGGGCCGUCCUGCGAGGGAAGAGACGAUAUCUGUGGACCAUUUGGGUACACUCGGGCUGUAGGCUAUCCAUGCUCCUAUGCUUUCUCCUCUUCGUUGUGCAACAGAGCGGUUGGAUGGCGUGGAACUGCACAGCGUUCUACAUCUCCGCUUUGGCCGCCUCGUAUGUAUCUCUCGGACUUGCGUCCCUUCUCAUUGUCUUUCGCGUCUUAGCCGUCUGGGAGAGACGGAAGCCUAUCAUAGUGGUAUCAUACCUCGUAUUGACCAUCAGUAUCGUACUAAACAUCCGUGACUUGACUCUCCUCAGAGCAUACUACAGCUCUGACUUUCAUUCAUGCAUUGCCUAUGACACCCUCGAGUUUGUGCCGAAUGUCGCCGGGGUACUCGCAUCAGAUGCUCUACUACUCGUUCUCAUGCUUGUCGGCAUUCUACGAAUGCGCGAGGCUCGGCAUUUCGGCAUCGCGCGCUUCCUGUAUCGUCAGGGUGUGGUGUGGCUCCUCUUGGUCAUGAUAGUUGAGAUACCCGCUCUAAUCUUUGCCAUAUUGCACUUGAAUGAUCCUCUAACCUCCAUGCUGCAGCCUGUCGAAGUUGUCUCUCUAGGGAUUUGCGCCACCCGUAUGCAUAGGGGCUUGUCGGAUUACACAUUCGCUCCCGGACCCAGUCUAGAGAUGGGCCCGAUGCAGUUCACCCCGCACCCAUCUUCGAUCAAAGACCCGCGCCAGCUACACGACGCGUGA
Messenger RNA from Peniophora sp. CBMAI 1063, 852 nucleotides. The record is from the annotation of a GenBank genome assembly. NCBI's taxonomy places the organism in Eukaryota, Fungi, Basidiomycota, Agaricomycetes, Russulales, Peniophoraceae.